Molecule: messenger RNA, 1484 nt
Organism: Mercenaria mercenaria
Lineage: Eukaryota; Metazoa; Mollusca; Bivalvia; Venerida; Veneridae
Product: arylsulfatase J-like
Exons: 8
Coding region: 39-1484 (481 amino acids)
Source: RefSeq, a predicted model, not a curated record
CGAAACUACAUGUUGGUAGUCCAUAUUACAUAACACACAUGGCUCGAGACCAGCUUCUCACAAAGGAGCAGUCUGCUUUUAUGACAAAACCACACAUUUUACUAAUCGUUGCCGAUGACCUUGGCUUUUAUGAUGUCGGCUAUCAUGGGUCCCGUAUAAAGACACCAAACAUAGAUAGACUUGCAUUUUCUGGUGUGAGACUUGAGAACUAUGUUCAACCUAUUUGUACACCGACAAGAGGCCAGCUGCUUACUGGACGGUAUCAGAUUCACACAGGACUUCAGUGGUUGUUGUGGCCUACAACUCCUUACGGUUUGACUCUGGACAACCCUACAAUCGCCGAUAAGCUAAAGGAGGCUGGCUAUGCUACACAUAUGGUAGGAAAAUGGCACCUGGGGUUCUACAAAAAGGAGUAUUUACCAACAUAUAGAGGCUUCGACAGUUUCUUUGGGUUCUUGAACGGACAUUCCGACUACUACAACCAUAGUGUAAAAUAUAAAGGCAUGAACGGGUACGACCUGUUUGAGAAUGAUCAUCCUGCAAAUAUAAGCAAGUACACCGGCUCAUACUCGACUACCCUAUUUACGGAGAAAGUGAGAGACACUAUACAAAAUCACAAUACCGAGAAGCCACUUUUCAUCUACCUGUCAUACCAAGCAGUACAUUCACCCCUGCAAGUUCCUAAACGAUACGUGGAUCUUAACAAAAAUAUAAAUAAAAGAAUGAAAAUAAGAAGGCAAUAUGCAGGAAUGGUAACAUGUAUGGACGAGUCAGUAGGAAACGUUGUGGACGCUAUGAAAGAACGCGGGUUGUGGGACAACACAUUACUGAUCUUCACAACAGACAAUGGAGGGAACAUUGAACGUGGUGCCAGUAAUUGGCCACUGAAGGGUGAGAAAGGCUGCUUAUACGAAGGAGGAAUACGUGCUGUUGGAUUCGUAAAUUGUCCUCUUUUAGGCGAACAGGCCGCUGGUUCCGUCUCAAAUGAACUCAUGCAUGUAACUGAUUGGUUCCCAACGCUUCUUAACCUUGCCGGGGGAAAUGUUAGCGGUACCAACCCUUUAGACGGAUAUGAUCAAUGGAAAACAAUUAAGUAUGGUUUACAGAGCCCGAGGAAAGAAAUACUUCAUGACAUCAAUCCAAGAGUUAUUUCCCCUGGAAAACCACUUUUUAAUAAUACAUUCAAUACAACAACGCGAGCAUCACUGCGAAUGGGCGACUGGAAAAUUAUAACCGGAUAUCCAGAUUCAGGACCAAUUGCACCAACAAAUACAUCGACAGGUUUCCACAAAAUAUUGCUUAUGAACAUAAAAAUAGAUCCGAAUGAGAAAACGGAUCUGUCAGAAAGGUUUCCAGAUAUCACUCGACAUAUGCUUAAAAGACUUGAAUAUUACCAGUCAGGCAUGGUAAACUGUCACUACCCAUCAGGAGACCCGCUUGCAAAUCCUUCUUUCAGAAAUGGAUUUUGGCAGCCAUGGAAAUAA